AUGGAGGUCGCCAUGGACAACACAGAGGAGAGGCUCCAUCACCUCAGCCAUGAGAUGAUCCACCAGCAGGGCUUGAUCGCCGCCCUGCGUCAAGAUGUGGAGAGCUGCAAGGAGCAGGUCGCUGCGCUCAAGGAUUGCUUGCAGAGCAAGGGCGUAGUCGACAGUGUACGCUUCCUGGUGCAUUUGCACCGACACAAGUUCGAGUCGGCAUGUGCUGCUUAUGGGCUGGGACCACGAUUGCCAUUGGAUUUCGUCAUCGACAUCCGGGCCGUGGCCAUGGCCGUGGGCAGCUACGCCGGCUACUCAGCCAUGCGGGCCCUACGGGAGGCCUGUGCAGCAGUCGCCCCGGCCGCUGCUGAUGCCUUGGAGCUGCUAUGCCCAGGCCAUCUAUACCUGUGUGGUGGAUUUGAAGGACAGCUGGCGCUCAGCUCUGUGGAGCGACUGGAUCCUCACGCUGGCGUUUGGGAGGUGCUCCCUCCCAUGACUGAAGCCCGCCAAUAUACCUGCGCAGGUGUGAUUGGCGGUAAGAUCUAUGUGUGUGGCGGUUGGGCUGGACCACAACCGGUGCGAAGCGUGGAGUGUUACGAUCCAUCCAGCAACAGGUGGGACCCUAUGCCACCCAUGCUGGUGGCCAGGUGGGGUGCUGGGGCAGGCGUCAUCAACCAGCGGCUCUACAUUUGUGGUGGUUUGGACGAAAGCAGGCUGGCACUUGGAUUCCGACCACACUGGAUCCCUGAGUGUUCACUGCAGGAUAGUAUCCAUGAUUAUACAACUGUUGCUAUUGCAAAUCCAAGCUUACUGCUUGUGAAUCCGGGUGAAGACCCGAUGCUUGUUCGCUGCCGUCCGCCGUGA
Molecule: messenger RNA, 852 nt
Organism: Durusdinium trenchii
Lineage: Eukaryota; Dinophyceae; Suessiales; Symbiodiniaceae
Source: the annotation of a GenBank genome assembly